GCUCCGGCGCACAAUCCUGCGGGGAAAGGGGGUGGGGCGAAGGCUGUGGAGGCAGCGCGCCCGCCGGCAGCCUCCUUGUGAGCCCUCGGUCUCUCGCGGUGGCGGCGGUGCUCCCCUCGGUGUCUCCCAGCACCCCAGCUGCCUCCUAGCGGCGUGGCGCCCGCUCCUAAGCUUAAAAUGACGAACGUGUGAUUUCAGUGGAAUAAAUGGCGUCCAAAGUCACUGAUGCUAUAGUCUGGUAUCAAAAAAAAAUUGGAGCAUAUGAUCAACAAAUAUGGGAAAAAUCUGUUGAACAAAGAGAAAUCAAGGGACUAAGGAAUAAACCAAAGAAAACAGCGCAUGUGAAACCAGACCUCAUAGAUGUUGAUCUUGUAAGAGGAUCUGCAUUUGCUAAGGCAAAACCUGAAAGUCCUUGGACUUCUCUGACUAGAAAGGGGAUUGUUCGAGUUGUAUUUUUUCCCUUUUUCUUCCGGUGGUGGUUACAAGUAACAUCAAAAGUCAUCUUUUUCUGGCUCCUUGUCCUUUAUCUUCUUCAAGUUGCCGCAAUAGUAUUGUUCUGUUCCGCUUCCAGCCCACAUAACAUACCUCUGACAGAAGUGAUUGGGCCGAUAUGGCUGAUGCUGCUCCUGGGAACUGUGCACUGCCAGAUUGUUUCAACAAGAACACCCAAGCCGCCUCUAAGUACAGGGGGGAAAAGAAGAAGGAAAUUAAGAAAAGCAGCCCAUUUGGAAGUGCACAGAGAAGGAGAUGGUUCUAGUACUACAGAUAAUUCACAGGAGGGAACAGUUCAGAGCCACUGUACAAGCACCUCAUACAGCAUUGGAGCUGUCUUCAGAGAUCUUUGGCAUGCUGCUUUCUUUUUAUCAGGGUUUGUAUUUAUUCCAGAUUUUAUAUGGCGCAGAGCACUAUCCCUUUUCUGCCACUUCAUUCUCAGAUCAAAGAAAACCAAGAAUUCAAUUGAUAAAUCAACUGAGACUGACAAUGGCUAUGUAUCCCUUGAUGGGAAAAAGACUGUUAAAAGCAGUGAAGGUGGAGUACAAAGCCAUGAAACUCAAUGUGAAACUAUUCAAUCAGAAGAGACAACCUGGAACAAAGGAACACUGAGGAACAUUCCCAGUAAAGAUACCCAAAGGACAAUAACAAAUGUCUCUGAUGAAGUCUCCAGCGAGGAAGGUCCUGAAACAGGAUACCCAUUACGCCGUAAUGUGGACAGGACUUCUGAGAGCAUUCUUCGGAAUAGAAAGUCACACCAUUAUAAGAAACAUUACCCUAAUGAGGAUGCCCCAAAAUCGGGUACUAGUUGCAGCUCUCGCUGUUCAAGUUCCAGACAGGAUUCUGAGAGCACAAGGCCAGAAUCUGAAACAGAAGAUGUAUUAUGGGAAGACUUGUUACAUUGUGCAGAAUGCCGAUCAUCUUGUACCAGUGAGACAGAUGUGGAAAAUCCUCAUGUUAAUCCAUGUGUGAAAAAAGAAUAUAGAGAUGAUCCUUUUCACCAGAGUCAUUUGCCCUGGCUCCACAGUUCCCACCCAGGAUUAGAAAAAAUAAGUGCUAUAGUAUGGGAAGGCAAUGACUGUAAGAAAGCAGAUAUGUCUGUACUUGAAAUCAGUGGAAUGAUAAUGAACAGAGUGAAUAGCCAUAUACCAGGAAUAGGAUACCAGAUUUUUGGAAAUGCAAUCUCUCUAAUCCUGGGUUUAACUCCAUUUGUUUUCCGACUCUCCCAAGCUACAGACUUGGAACAACUCACUACACACUCGGCUUCUGAACUUUACGCAAUUGCAUUCGGUUCUAAUGAAGAUAUCAUAGUUCUUUCUAUGGUUAUUAUAAGUUUUGUGGUUCGUGUGUCUCUUGUGUGGAUUUUCUUUUUUUUGCUCUGUGUAGCAGAAAGAACUUAUAAACAGCGCUUACUUUUUGCAAAGCUCUUUGGACAUUUAACAUCGGCAAGGCGGGCUCGAAAAUCUGAGGUUCCUCAUUUCCGGUUGAAGAAAGUACAAAAUAUAAAAAUGUGGCUAUCUCUUCGGUCCUAUCUUAAGCGUCGAGGUCCUCAGCGAUCAGUUGAUGUAAUAGUUUCCUCUGCUUUCUUGUUGACUAUCUCAGUUGUAUUUAUCUGUUGCGCCCAGUUGCUUCAUGUGCAUGAGAUCUUCCUUGAUUGUCACUACAAUUGGGAACUGGUGAUCUGGUGUAUCUCAUUAACACUUUUUCUGCUAAGAUUUGUUACUCUUGGAUCAGAAACAAGUAAAAAAUAUAGCAAUACCUCAAUAUUACUUACUGAACAGAUAAACCUAUACUUGAAAAUGGAGAAGAAACCUAACAAAAAAGAGGAACUGACAAUAGUGAAUAAUGUUUUAAAACUGGCUACUAAACUGCUAAAGGAAUUGGACAGUCCCUUUAGGUUAUAUGGGCUUACAAUGAAUCCACUGCUUUAUAACAUCACCCAGGUUGUCAUCCUGUCAGCCGUUUCUGGUGUUAUCAGUGACUUGCUUGGAUUUAAUUUAAAGCUGUGGAAGAUCAAAUCAUGACAAUUCAGAGGAAAGAAGAUGUAGCCUCUUUUCCAGAAUAGAGUACCAACUGAGCUGCCUGGAAGCAGCCCUGACUCUGCUGCAGGGGUCUCAGCUGGGAAACUGAAGUGUUUACAUCCCACUGUCUUGUGCAAUUCUUAUAUUUAUUUUACCUGUUCACUGUUUUUUUUUACAUUUACUUCAGUCUUUAUAUUUUAUUUUUAGCAUUGAUGUGUACUUAAUUGUUGAUGAAAAGGGUGAUAAAACUGAUAUCCAUAUACUUGAGAUCCUGGUAAUUGCUCAUAACAUGAUUGACAAAACAACAAAUCGUGAGAAUCGAAGCCAUUGCUAAGCACUGUUUCUCCAUCAAUGCCAUGAACUUGCCUUACUUGAGGAAAACUUCUUUAACUUUGAAAUAUUGCGGUGGACUCAGCUAAACCCAUAAAGCAUUUUCUUCAGUAAAUCAAGAUCCAGUCAGGGUUUCUCUCAAAUUAUUUUGGAUCAAUGCCAGGAUCUAAACUGAUUAAGCUGCAGUUAAGCACCCUUCAGUAUUAAUAUAUAUAGUAUUACGUAACAGGUCAACAAAGUGCUCUUUUUGAUGAUAAAACUCUUAAUAGAGCAAUAAUUGUAAAUGGUUACCAUACUGUAAGAUAUUUUGAUAAAAAUUUACUAGUAAUAGUAUUUAUUUGAAACACUGGGCUGUUUGCACAGCUCUAACUGUGCAUGCUCAAAAUGUGCACUUUUUAAAAUUGUUACUUUUAAUGCAUAUCUUUAUAUGGGAUAUGUUAUAGUGUACUAGGGCAUGAUAUGGUAUCCUUUUGAGUGAGGUAUAUACUCAUCUCACAGGUGAAGUGCCUAUUGAUAUUACUAAAGUACAUUAUGUUUACUCAAGUAAAAUAAUUUUCUCCCCAUGGUACACUGUAGUGUAUGCUGUUCAUACCACACUCAAAUGAACAACUUUAAGAACCAAUAAAAUACUCCUCUGAUUGAUAGUUAUAAAAGUACUGUAUACCCAAAUUUUCAGAAAAGACAGCUUCAGCUUGCAAAUUUUAUCCUCUAAACUUAAGCUGGUACAUCUCCCUUUCCCCAUCACCACCCAAUUAAUUAUAUAAGGGCUAUUUUAGAUGUUUUUAACCUGGAAAGUUAACCCACCCCCCACUGCCCCCCCCCCGCAAAUAAUUUGCCAAGUGUCCAAAUGAGAACUUAUUGUAUUGGCACCUUAGGUAAAUAGGGCAAAUAUGAUAGUAUCUUACUGGGCCUUGAUUUUGAGUUGUUAUAUUUGUACAAUCAAGAAUAUUUUAGGAAAUAAUUAUAACAUGAAAUGUAUUUGCAAUUUUUUUAAACUGGGCAUCUAGUUUUUAAAACAGGAUUUAUUUGAAACAAUCUGUUUUCUUGGUGCAAGGUGUAUCAUGUUGAAUAUCUUCACAUUUUUAAACAUUUUAGGGAAUUUAAAAUAAGUGUAAGUGAUUUAUUUGAUUGGUGCAGUUUUAAUCCCUGAAUCAUCAUUUUAAGAUCAGGAAUGUGUAGAGAACAGAGCCAUGUCAUGAUGUCACUUUGCUCUUUCCAUUCCUUUUGAUCAGCCUCGAUUCAGCCUCUGUAGUAUAUUUUCUUUCUGUAGGAAACAACAAAAGCAAUUGUGUUUUAUUUGCCUAUGUUCUAAUAUGUUUAAAAAUGACCAAAGUGCAUUCUGAGUUUUUUCAAGGAAUGUAUUAAUGGAGCUUUAAGAACAUACUUAUUUUCUCAUGUGAAAAAUUAGGCUUUGUCUGAUAUGUUUCUUCCUCUAUUGUCUAAUGUUGAAGUUGUUUUUAGGAAUUAUAUUUUAUAAACUUUUUCAAAAUAAGGUACAAAGCUAUUCAGAACUUAACAUUUUGCACAGAAUAUGUCAAAUAUAUUUUGAGGAAAAAAGUACAGCAUGAGUUCUGUUCAGAAUAAAAGAAGAAACUAUUGUAUCUCACAAAAAAACUUAUUUCAGAAUGGAAAUAUUUUUGAGAAAAGUAGCUGACUAUACUGAUUUAGGGAAGUGCUUGUUUUGGAUUGAAGUUCAUUUUAACUUGGAGUUGGGAGUUGACUUAACUGUGUACCAUAUACCUCUCAACAACUUAUUAAUAAUAUGUUGAGUUAUUUCACUAAUGUGGGCUACCGUAAAAUACUAAAGGGAAAAAGUUGUCAUUUUAAGCAAUUUCAGAACAUUAAUGAACUGUUUUCAAAGCAGAAAAAUUGACAUUGCUGCCUUUUAGAAUACCAUGAAUGUAAGAAAUUAAAAGAAAUUAUCACAUAAUACAAAAAAGGCAGUUCAAAGAUAGAAUUGUGGCAGAUAUUGUGUGUUAACUAUUUCUUUGCCACAUGAGUUGUAUUUGAAAGUUUGAACAGCAGGUUUAAAAUAAAACAUUGUAUGACUGACAGUUAAACUAGAGGUGUUUUUUAUUUAUUUUCAAGUCAUAUACAUUUCUAUGAUAAUUUUGUUUGACUAUAGCAUAAUCUUUAGUUAUAGCUUUUUGGUUUGAAGGGAGUGGAAAUAAAUUUUUUAAAACUUA
Molecule: messenger RNA, 5029 nt
Organism: Eptesicus fuscus (big brown bat)
Lineage: Eukaryota; Metazoa; Chordata; Mammalia; Chiroptera; Vespertilionidae
Gene: PHTF2
Product: putative homeodomain transcription factor 2
Exons: 18
Coding region: 207-2516 (769 amino acids)
Cellular component (GO): endoplasmic reticulum
Source: RefSeq, a predicted model, not a curated record